AUGACCUAUAUUAUGUCUUUGUUUUUACUAGGGUUAGUGUUAGGGUUAGUCGCAGUAGCUUCUAAUCCCUCCCCUUAUUUUGCCGCUCUAGGUUUAGUGGUGGUAGCAGGUAUGGGGUGCGGGGUGUUAAUCAAUUAUGGUGGGCCUUUUCUAUCCUUAGUCCUGUUUUUAAUCUACUUGGGGGGAAUGCUGGUUGUGUUCGCGUACUCAGCAGCUCUUGCUGCUGAGCCUUACCCUGAGACUUGAGGAAGCCGCCCUGUUGCUGCUUAUAUGGCCGCUUAUGUAUUGGGUGUGGUGCUUAUUUCAAGUAAAUUCUGAGGGGAGUGGUACGAGUUUUCGUGAGUGCCGGGGGAUGAGCUUGACGAACUUUCUGUUUUCCGGGGGGAUAUUGGUGGGGUGGCGUUGAUAUAUUCAGCGGGGGGAGGGAUGCUGAUUAUUAGCGCUUGAGUGCUAUUGUUAACACUCUUUGUUGUGCUAGAGCUGACUCGGGGGCUCAGUCGUGGGACAUUGCGGGCCGUUUAA
Messenger RNA from Etheostoma spectabile (orangethroat darter), 522 nucleotides. NCBI's taxonomy places the organism in Eukaryota, Metazoa, Chordata, Actinopteri, Perciformes, Percidae. The record is from the annotation of a RefSeq genome assembly.